This is a messenger RNA of Baudoinia panamericana UAMH 10762, 1380 nucleotides long. RefSeq lists its product as uncharacterized. The record is from RefSeq and is a predicted model, not a curated record. Gene Ontology annotation, molecular function: D-serine ammonia-lyase activity. Gene Ontology annotation, biological process: D-serine catabolic process. Lineage: Eukaryota; Fungi; Ascomycota; Dothideomycetes; Mycosphaerellales; Teratosphaeriaceae. The annotation marks the transcript as partial. The transcript has 3 exons.
CUGCUGUAUCCAAGCCCUUCGGCAUCAGCGCUUAAGCAGCAUUUCGUUGGCAGGCAUAUCCAAGACAUUCAGCCCCCAGCUGCCAUUCUUGAUGUGGCGGUCAUCCGUCGUAACUGUCGACUGAUGCUUGAAGCAGUUCAGGCACUCAACGUCACCUUCAGAGCGCACGUCAAGACGCAUAAAACGACCGAGUUGACGAAGCUUCAAGUUGGUGAGCAUUCGGACUGCGUCAAGCUGGUCGCAUCGACGGUCUCCGAGAUCGAGAAUCUGCUCCCAUGGUUGCUCGAGUGCAAAACCGCUCGGAGAACAACAAGCGUUCUGUAUGGAGUUCCUGUGACGCCGUCGUCCAUACCCCGGCUGGCUAGCAUUGUUAGAGCGCUAGGCGAGGGCACAGUUGGUGUCUUUAUUGACCAUCCGUCCCACACUACAGCUUUAGAGCAGGUUGAUGCGGCUAUAUGGCCUGGUCAGAUUCCCGUCUGGAUCAAUAUAGAUGUUGGCUACCAUCGCGAGGGCGUCAGUGCGCAGUCAGGCCAACUCGCCGAUAUCGCAUACGCUCUGAAAUCCUCCGAACGCACUAAGUUAGCAGGCCUUUAUACCCACAUGGGGCAUUCAUAUGCUGUGACCAGCCCCAAGGAGGCGCUGGAACACUUCGCUAAGGAGCUAGAAGGUCUUGAGCAAGGCGCCAUCGAGUUUCUCAAAGUUACCGGUGCGCACCAAAGUGCCAGCAGCGACGCGGAGAAAGUGACCCUCUCGAUCGGCGCUACCCCUACAGCGACAUCAAUACAGAACCUUCUGGAAGACACGGUAGAGGCGUCAAAUUAUCGGGCAAUGAUCGAGAAGCUCAAUCAGUCUUUCACCAUCGAGAUCCAUGCGGGAGUCUAUCCAGUAUUGGAUAUGCAGCAGCUUGCGACGCGUGCAAGGCCGAGGCAAAGCCUAUCAGCGCCGACCAAGAGUCUUCUGUCAUUCUCAGACAUUGGGCUGAGGACUCUUGUCGAGGUCGCAAGCCUGUACCCUGACAGAGGCGAGAGGCCAGAAGCUCUGAUUGCCGCAGGCUCGAUAGUCUUGGGGCGAGAACCGUGCCACAGCUAUCCAGGCUGGGGCGUGGUAUCACCCUGGCCUACAGCACACGGGCCACAUUAUGAUCCCGAAGGAACCAGGACCGGCUGGAUAGUUGGCCGAAUCUCACAGGAGCACGGUGUUCUGACCUGGGAAGGUGACGCGAGCGAUGUUCGUCCGCUGUCAAUUGGCGAAAAGUUGCUGAUUUGGACCAAUCAUGCAUGCAUCGCUGGUGUUAACUUCGGCUGGUACCUCGUUGUAGACUCCGACACGCCCGAUCCUAACAGCAUCGUAGACUGUUGGCUUAGGUGGCGUGGUUGGUAG